Molecule: messenger RNA, 4875 nt
Organism: Protopterus annectens (West African lungfish)
Lineage: Eukaryota; Metazoa; Chordata; Ceratodontiformes; Protopteridae
Gene: P4HA1
Product: prolyl 4-hydroxylase subunit alpha 1
Exons: 15
Coding region: 157-1791 (544 amino acids)
Biological process (GO): peptidyl-proline hydroxylation to 4-hydroxy-L-proline
Cellular component (GO): endoplasmic reticulum
Molecular function (GO): L-ascorbic acid binding; procollagen-proline 4-dioxygenase activity; protein binding
Source: RefSeq, a predicted model, not a curated record
AAGUCAUUUUGCAGGACUGUGUCUUGUGAAACUCAGGCACAGUUAGGCAUUUCUGUAGUACCAAGCCAUUUGUGCGAGAUUGUCGUGAAGGAAUCCUUCUACCAGCCCUGAUUCCAGAAAAGAGAAGUGAACCAGUGUGGUAAGGUAUUGCAAGUCAUGAAAGGGGGAAGAUCCAUGAUGUUUUGCUUUUUUGUAGCGUUUUUUGCUGUGCUCAGGUAUUCAUCUGGCUACUCUGACUUCUUCACUUCUAUCGGGCACAUGACAGAUUUGGUAAACACUGAGAAAGAUCUGGUAACUUCUUUGAAAGAUUACAUCAAAGCUGAGGAGAGCAAACUUCAGCAGAUCAAACAGUGGGCAGAAAGUCUGGAAAAACUGACAGACAGAGCAACAUCAGAUCCAGAAGCUUACGUAGGUCAUCCUGUUAAUGCUUUCAAACUUGUGAAGCGACUUAACACAGAAUGGGGUGAACUCGAGAAUUUGAUUCUGAAGGAUAUGUCUGAUGGUUUCAUUUCCAAUCUGACCAUCCAGCGUCAGCAUUUCCCCACAGACGAGGACCAGACAGGUGCUGCAAAGGCAUUAAUUCGGCUCCAAGAUACUUAUAAUCUAGAUACAGAUAAAAUCUCCAGGGGGGACCUCCCAGGUGUGAAGCAUAAGUCAUCUUUAACAGUGGAUGACUGUUUUGAGCUUGGCAAGACUGCUUAUAGUGAUGCAGAUUACUAUCACACUGAGCUGUGGAUGAGUCAAGCCCUGAAGCAGCUGGAUGCUGGAGAACCUGCAGCCAUUGACAAAGUCACAGUACUUGACUAUCUGAGCUACGCACUGUACCAACAAGGAGAUAUGGACAAAGCACUUGAGCUUACCAAGAGGCUACUGAAAAUAGAUCCUGAGCAUCAGAGGGCAAAUGGCAACCUGAAAUAUUUUGAAUACGUCAUGUCCAAGCAGAAGAAAGAUGGCCAAGAAUCUGCCACUGAAGCUACUACUAAAGAACAAGCCACUGAGCCGAAAAAGAAGAAAAGACAUCCAGCAGACCAUCUGCCCGAAAGGCAAAAAUAUGAGAUGUUAUGCAGAGGAGAAAAUGUCAAAAUGACUCCUCGUAGACAGAAGAAGCUUUUUUGUCGCUAUUUUGAUGCUGGAAAGAACCCACGUUUAGUUUUAGCACCUGCAAAGGAACAAGAUGAGUGGGAUAAGCCUCGCAUUGUACGCUAUGUUGAUAUCCUCUCAGAGGAGGAAAUGGAAAAGAUUAAGGAGCUUGCAAAACCCAGGCUGAAGCGGGCCACCAUUUCAAAUCCUAUAACAGGAGUGCUGGAGACAGCGGAGUACAGAGUUAGCAAAAGUGCAUGGCUGGCAGGGUAUGAGGACCCAGUGGUGAAAAGGAUUAACCAGAGAAUCGAAGAUGUAACAGGACUGGAUGUCAAUACAGCUGAAGAAUUGCAGGUUGCCAAUUAUGGGGUGGGAGGCCAAUAUGAGCCUCACUUUGAUUUCGGAAGGAAAGACGAACCAGAUGCAUUUAAAGAGUUAGGAACAGGAAACCGAAUUGCUACAUGGCUGAAUUAUAUGAGUGAAGUGCCAGCAGGUGGCGCUACAGUCUUUACAGAAGUUGGAGCAGCUGUAUGGCCUAUAAAGGGUUCUGCAGUAUUCUGGUACAACUUGUUUCAAAGUGGAGAAGGAGAUUACAGCACAAGGCAUGCAGCCUGCCCAGUGUUAGUAGGAAGUAAAUGGGUGUCCAACAAAUGGAUACAUGAGCGAGGGCAGGAAUUCCGGAGGAGGUGUGGAUUGUCAGAAAUGAACUGACAUCUACGCACGUGUUGCUCUUCAGAGGGCUGUUACAUUUAAGGAUUCAUGACUGUUAAUUAGUAUCUGUCUCACGUAACAUCAGCUGCCACCUCCAGUCUGGGCUUUUGCCAUAAGUUAUUCUUCUAAAGAUGGAAGUUUAAGAUUAAACUGUUUGAGACACCUCUGUGUGGGUGAGCGCUGUUGACUGUCUGUAACUCCAGUUAAUAAAUAACACUUGGAAGCCACAGAUAACAUGUAUAAUUCAAGCAACAACUUGAAACAUGCAGAAAAACAGAGGUGCCAGCUGGCUCAUUCCCAGUCAAUCCAUGUUAGCAUAAGAUCAUUUCUUGUAUAUUUAUACAAAGCUGAAUAAUCUUCACGUAUAUUUUUUUGGAAAAAAAAAAUUCAGCAUUAUAGUUUUCAGUGCUGCAACUUGCACUGUUGUGUACGUGUGCAUGUUGUCUACCAUGGUGACUAACAUUCUGUUACAGACUUUGUCCUGUUUUUUUAAAACGCUGUUGUUUAAUUAGUGUAAUGUGUUUAUCUGUUAGUGUUGCACCCUCACAAACCAUGAUGCUGGGAAGAGAUGGUAUGUUAUAAUUUGUAAAACUGUCUUUGCUGCACUUGAGGUUCAAGUACAGUACUGCAGCUGGUUUAUUUAGAAAGUGGAGUAUUAAUUAGCUUUCAGUAACUCUUGACCAGUUAACCGUAAGCACAUAGUUGAACAACAGCCUUUUUAGUUAACAGUCAGUGUGUUAGAAGGUCAGGUAGUUUAAAAUUAUUACCAUAAACAUCAAAGUGUUACAAAUUCUGGGAGCUCAAGAAGUUUGCACCACUUGUACUAUACAUUUAGUCUUUAAUUUCCCCAUACUGACUGAUAAGUGUUACCACUGGGAAAAUAUGGAGUAGCUAACCGCCUGUAAUAAUUUGUAUAAUUAGCAUUAUGUGAAGAAACAUUUUGCCAUAAUGCUAACCUAGAAAGCAUUUUGCUGUAAUUCUCUCCUAGACUGAAGUAAUGUGUACAUCGCUACUUAAUUCUAAACUUGUGAAAGUAGUCAUCAGUGUAUUACUUAUGCUUGAAUUCAGGUUUGGAGUCCCUAGACAAGACUGUUUCACCAUGGUGAUCCUUACAUUGUUAUAUUUGUAUCAGAAAAACAUCUCUAUCAUCAGAAUGGGCAUUCAGCUCUUUGUUUCUUCGUGUUAUUGGGCGUAGUUGCCUUUUCAUGUUGUGAUGCCUUCAACCCUUUAGUAACUCCAUUGCACAUGUGUUUAAAACAUUAGUCUGCAGUACUUUUAAGCUAAAACCAUUUUUAGUUCAGUAGUGUGUUCCAUAAGAGAUGGUAGUAGAACUUGUUCAACAAACACAUAUGUUGUAUUUAUAUUUACAUAUCUCAUUUGGGAAUGAGACUGUUGGUAGUUAGGAAAGUGUGGACAUUGGCAGACUCCCUGGCUGUAGUAGUGGGCAGUGCUGACUCUUCUUGCUAAUUUCCAUAACAGUUUAGCUUUAGACUCCAACAGGGUCUUUGAGAGCCACUCCAAAGUAAGUUUCGCAGACAGUUGCAAAAUGACAACCUUUUUUGUAGACAGAAACGUCCAAAGUAGCUAUGCACAUGUUCAUUUUAAAGGCCAAAAUCUUCAAUCAUUAAACCCAUGUCUCUGUGUUCUUUGCGGGAGAGAUGUCUUAUUUAUAAUCGUUUUUUAAAUGAAAUAAUGUUUCUGGUUUUGUAUAAUGUUUUAUCAUGUUGGGUUUGUAUGUAUGGGUUUUUUAAAAAUGUUUGCUUGAAAUGUGGAUUGUGGACAUGAAAUAUGAAAUGCUAGUUAAAUCUGAAGUUGCAGGAAAGACUGUUAGGUCAUCAUUUACACAGGGUGUUAAGGAGAAAGGAGCUGGACAGCAACAUGACACACAUUUCUAUAUUGUACCACUUCCACAUGCAUGUUAAAUUGCUACCAGAAGGUAGUUAGACUUCUUUUCAAAGUGCCUCAGUGGUCACUGUUUGUUGGGUACAUUAUGUAGGUAAUUUGAUGGGACAGGUCCUGAAAUAAUAGGCUUUAGAGUUGCCAGCACACUGUAUCAUUAUUAGCUGGUCAUUGUUGUCCUGUAUUUAUUAGUACAUCUCUGUAUUUGAACACUCCAGCAUAUGCAGUACCCUAAUUUGUGUUUUGACAGUUGAUCUGCCUUAUGCUGGGUCAAGCAAUCAGGAUUGAUGUCCUGCAUUAUGUCUGUCAGCAUGUCACAUAAUUAUGCUUAAAUAACCAAGUUGUAACUGCAUUUAGAUAUACAAGGACAAUAUCUCUGCAAAGGAUACAAGGACAAAGGAAGAACUGGUAUUUUCCUAGUCUGCUCUCCCCCAGGUGGCAGAGUUGGAUGGCACUUCAUAUAGCAGUGACUAUUGUGCAUUCAGUAUUUGUCUUUUAAUUUCUGCUCCCCCCCAUAUUUUUGUGGGGAAUGUAAUGUCAAAGAAAACUGAAAGCAUAUGACACUCUUCCCAUCCCCAGUUUUCCAGAUCCAAUUUUACUAUUGCGAACUGAGAAAAAAAUCCGUGUGAAAUGUCUGGUUUGCUGGGCAAUUACAGAAGGAUCCAGCAGUGCUACUGAAGAUAGUAGUAUUCUGAAAUCUGACCCAUGGUAUUUGUAACUGUGGACUGUGGCUAUGAAAUGCUGUUUGAAGUGGUAUUUGACAUUCAGACAUUUUGUUGUGCUUCUCUCCCUUACCUUUGUCAUAUCAACAUAUUGAAUAUUUUUGAAGGGGAACAUAUGUGCCUGGUUGUCAGUUUGCUGCGUUAGUAGCACGGUUUGUUCACUUCAGUACUUGGUAUCAUAGCAGCACAGUAACAUUUAAAAAAAAUGUCACAAGCUAAUUACAUAACAAAAAUAUGAUUUAUUAGUGUUUUGACUUCCUUCCUGCCAGUCACAGUCACACACUCCUCUGUUUUAUUUAUUAAUUUUGCUUGUGGCUAACACAGGAAAAAGUCUCUGGGCUGUCUUAUGAAUGCCAGGAAGUAGAAAUGCACAUUUGAUGUAGUUUUGAUGUCUUAACCUUAAUUUGAUCUCCUGUGUGAAUGUUGCCCUUCAGAGCAAUAAUAAAUCUGUUUUGCACGCAAA